Molecule: messenger RNA, 1956 nt
Organism: Lacerta agilis (Sand lizard)
Lineage: Eukaryota; Metazoa; Chordata; Lepidosauria; Squamata; Lacertidae
Gene: SDR42E2
Product: short chain dehydrogenase/reductase family 42E, member 2
Exons: 12
Coding region: 173-1459 (428 amino acids)
Biological process (GO): steroid biosynthetic process
Molecular function (GO): 3-beta-hydroxy-Delta5-steroid dehydrogenase (NAD+) activity
Source: RefSeq, a predicted model, not a curated record
CGGUAGAAGUACAGUACCGCUAACACCAAGCCGGGCUCCUCCGCAGUGACUUUUCUUCCUCUUAGGAUGGAUGAUUUGAAGAUGUUAUGAGAAGGAGAUACCGUUGCUCCUACCUUGGUGGAGUUUUGUAACAACAGAUCCGGUGGAUCGCUGAGCACCCCCUUAGUGCGCAAUGGAGAAGUCUCAGCAGAAAGACCGAAAAAACCCCAAAUCCUCUAAACAAGAUGCCCAGCCUGUUGAACAGAAACUUGACGCCGGUAACCGAGGGCUGAAGAAAAUGAGCAACAAGACAGUGAUAACAGGAGGUGCUGGCAAUUUUGGCUAUAGCCUUGGCCGUGCCCUUGCCAAAUCAGGAACCAGUGUAGUUCUCUAUGACAUUAACCAACCCCUCUGGGAAAUUCCAAAAGGCGUUGUACACGUACAGGCAGACGUGAGGCACUAUGACCCGCUUUAUGCAGCCUGCGAAGGGGCAGACUGUGUUAUUCACGCAGCCGCAUACGGAAUGACAGGAGUAGAACAAUUGCACAAGAGGCAUAUUCGGUCUGUCAACGUCGGAGGAACCCAGGUCGUCAUUGAAGUCUGCAAGCGACGAAGCGUCCCCAGGCUGGUCUACACAAGCAGCAUCAACGUGGUGUUUGGCGGGCAAACCCUUAUUGACGUCGACGAGCAGAGUGUGCCAUAUUUUCCUUUAGCAGAGCAAAUGAACGAGUAUUCCAGAACCAAAUCAAUUGCAGAACAGAUGGUUCUAGGAGCAAACGGAAUGCCCUUAGCAGGAGGUGGCAAGCUGCAUACCUGUGCUCUUCGAUCGCCCGGCAUCUAUGGGCCGGAAGAACAAAGGCAUCUUCCCCGGAUGGCCUUGAAUAUUCAAAGAGGGGUGUUUAUCUUCACAUUUGGGGGACCAGAGACCCGGAUGAACUGGGUUCAUGUCAAGAAUCUCGUGCAAGCUCACAUCCUCGCCAUGGACGCCCUCACUCCCGAGAAGAACUAUAUAGCUGGUGGCCAGGCAUAUUUCAUCAACGAUGGAGAGAAGGUCAACGUUAUUGAGUUUUUAACCCCACUGUUUAAAGGAUUGGGUUGCAGCAAGCCAUGGAUACGUGUUCCUGUUCUUUUUGCUUAUUUUUCAGCUGUGGCAAUGGAACACCUGCACAACCUGUUAAUGCCCAUUGUUGAAAUCACACCUUUGGUCACCAGAAAUGAGGUUUACAACAUUGCUUACACGAACACAUUCAAAAUAGAUAAAGCCCGGCAACAGCUCGGCUACGCCCCCAAAAAGUACUACUUUGCCGACUGCGUGGAUCAUUAUUUGAAAACCAGGCCCUUGAAGAAGAAUUAUUUCAUGUUCAAAUCCUUCGUGGUGAUAGCCCUGUUCAUUGCCCUGAUCGUCCUGGCAGUUUACCGCCAAGAGGUUUUCGAGUUUGUUCACGAGAACUGGGAAAAGUACCGACAUCUCAUCAUGUGAUAAACCGGCCGUUCUCAGACACAGAGUCGGUCGGGGGAACAUUGCCCGUGGAGAGAUCGCACGGUCUGUUUUUCUUAGCUCUAAAGUAGUAGGCAGGCAUGUAUAUUAAGAGGAAUAAGAAACAUACAAGGCAAUCGUCCUGCGGUGGCUAACAAACAGAAAGCCAAAAUGGCCACCAAAAAUCACACUCAGGAGACUCGCGCAAGGGGAGAGGGUGUUGUUUUUAUACCAGCGGUGUUUGCCUUCAGUUGGUUCCUCGUCUUUUUGUCAAACUGAAGAAGUGGGUGGGGGGCUUUCAAAGGCUGUGUACAAAUAAUCCUCCACAGACACAUCAGGGCGGCUUCUUGGCCGCUCCAGGUCACGAUGAGAAACGGGGCCGACGAAGGUGAUAAAGGGAUCCAGGAGUACAGUGCCAACAGUGAACCAUUUUGCACGGCACCGGAUGUCUCUCGCCAACUUUGUGGCACGAGCUGAAAAUAAAAGCACGCCUGAAAACC